Diospyros lotus (date-plum) is the source of this 1742-nucleotide messenger RNA. Its product is annotated as protein SIEVE ELEMENT OCCLUSION B-like. The coding region runs from base 81 to 1742 and encodes 553 amino acids. Gene Ontology annotation, biological process: phloem development; carbohydrate metabolic process. The record is from RefSeq and is a predicted model, not a curated record. The transcript has 9 exons. Lineage: Eukaryota; Viridiplantae; Streptophyta; Magnoliopsida; Ericales; Ebenaceae.
CACAAAUAGGGUCAUAAACUGAUUUUGAGUCUAAACAUUAUUAGAGUUUUGGAUCAAUCUUGCUUUGCUUGAGCAUCUACAUGGCUAACUGUGAAUCAUCGGUGAGUUCAAGUCCUGGAGAGCAGUUUCGGUUUGUUGAUCUGAAACUUUCCAGAUUGAACGAUGAGGAAAUCAAAAUCCAAGUGGAGCAAACCCAUUUAAAACGUUACUCAUUGGUGCUACGUCAACCACUUCUCGACUCCAUUUCCCAUAUCCUGGAGCCUGCCACCAAUUUUGUUGAUUCAAUAUUGCUGAACAAAGUAUCCAAAAAUGGGACUGAGUUAGAGACCAAUAAUAUUUUAGAGCUUAACUCAACAUUUUCAGAGUUGGAUGCAUUGGUAGGUGGUCGAUGUUUCAGCGCUCGCACUCUUCUGGAGAGGGAAGUGCCUAAUAGAAAUAUUGUGUUUGAGGGCUCUGAUCAGCUAGAGGAGUUUUCAACCAUAUCUGAGCUUAGGACAUUGGCAAGAAAUGAUUAUUUCAUGAUUCCCACUCUUCAGAUGGACAAGACUGCAGACGAUGCUGUGCAGAGGUUUGAUGAGAUUAAUCUUCAUAAGGUGUCAAUGGAUAUACUCGAAUAUCUAAGGCCCUUAUCAUGGGAUGCAAAGGCAAUAAAUACCAUGGCCUGUUUAGUUUUCAAGUUUCUAGAGUUCUUGGGAUUCUUGCUUCAUGGUCUUAACCAACCAAUAACUGAAUUAGCCUCAUCGAUGGCAGCUUUAAAAGAAAACCCUAUUUCUCUUAUGGGCUCCCCACUUGAGAAAUUUGAAGUACCACUUGAUCGACUUAACAAUAUCACUAAGCUCACAUUGGAAGUGAUUGAAUGCAUCUUUGAAUUAACGCUGUUGUCAGACACAGAGCACAACAAAGAAAACCUCUUGUCAACGUCUGCAUAUUGGGCAAUUCUAAGUUCGAUAACUUGCUAUAUCCAAAUCAAUUUGCUCAUGCGAAAUGGGGAAGUUGCAUUGGAAUUGUCCCACCUAAAAUCCAAUCUUAGCCACAUCCUAAACGAUCUCAGGCAUUACUGCACAAUUUGCAAACCACAAAUAGAGGAGAUGGAGGUUCAUUUGCAACACAUUGCAUUUUUUGAAGAUGCUUUUGGCAAGAAAAAGAAAUUAUCGGACACUCCUGCUGAAAUGUCAGAGCUGAUGAAGAGCUUCAUGUACUCUAAAGAUGGUUGUCAUUCAUUCAUGAAUGGUUCUAUUAUGUCCCAAAUUGAUUUAGAGGUGCUAAAGGAGAAAGCUGUCAUAUUCUUUAUUUCGGACCUAGAUAUAGACACUUGGAAGUUGACACAUCUUCAAAGUGUGCAUGAGCAAAUAAAAGAAGAAGAUUACUAUAAGAUUGUGUGGGUUCCAUUUGUGUUAAAAUGGACAGAAGAGAUGAGACAGAAAUUUGAAAAUUUAAAAUCAAAGAUGCCAUGGUACAUGGUGUGCUAUGAUUCACCAAUUGCUGGUGUCUGCAACCUCUCCUUUCUGGUCUACAAACAUGGUCUUUUAGUUUUCACAAUCAUUCAGUCCGUCAGAAUUACACAAGAAAGAGCCCACCCGGUUGGCCCUGAGGAAGGAGGUUUUGGAAUGUCCUAUGAUCUUCUUUGUGGUCGAGCUGGAUUUUUAUGGGCUGCUCUGUUUAUAAACAAACAUCUUGGACAAGGGACAGUUCCAAAUGACCUUGUCAUGCCAGUUGUUGAAGCUGUGUUUGUAGGAGGCUGA